UCUCCUCCGCGACGAAUCCGUUCCAAGCCUAUUUUUCACGCGGCUCUCUCGCGCUUACGACAACGCGACCGUUUCCGAUUCGUCGUCGUCUCGGCUGUGUUUUGGUAAGAAGUGCAUCGCGAUGAGGGGAGGUGGAGAGAGGGUGAUUGAACAGGGAUGGUAUCUCCUUGCCUUUGUGCGAAGACAGUGGCCUUAGCUGUCAAGUGCAGCUACGCUGACCACGCUAAUGAAGGGCGGUGUGUGCUGUGGCAUUGCCCCAAGUGCGUGCGGAGCCAUCUGUCCCUUAUCGUAAAUGCUUCUUCAUUGUUAGGGAAGCUCCGUCCAGAGCUUCUAUUUACUAUUCUUGACAGCCGUUUCGACGACGGACUUGGCCGAUGCGUUCACGUUGCGGUGCAUACGCGCGACGAACAAAUUGGCGUGUGAUUUUUGCGACAGAAAUAUUCGACACGCGGUGUGUCGCGUCGCGAGUGAUUUUUUUCUUUCUUUCCGAUGUGCCGCGAGUGGAUCUGGCUACGGUCGCUACUGUGCGUUUUUAAGAAAUGCUGGACAAUGAUUGACAUGUCAGUACCUGGACUUGAGCAUAGCUGGUAGUAUUGUGUUACAAACUGGCUUGCUACCAGCAGCAAGACACACUGAUCCUAACACCAUACCUUUUACAUUUCCUAUCCUAGACUUGUAUACGCACUGACACACACUCCCAAGUGUGUGCCCAUGUGCUUUGUCAACUGUUACAUACACACCAUGAAAUUCCUGGGACUUACCCAGUCAUUUCCCAAGUCACUCACAGUGUCAUCUUCACAAGUGCUGCUGCCGUUUCUUCAUCAAUUCUCCUUCUCAUUCAUGUCCGUUGCCACAUGGUUCUUAGUGAUAUUGGCAACUGCAGCGAUAGACACUCCUGCUAGCACCAUUGCACCUAUACAAGACAAUAGAUCACCGCACAUAGUAGGACAGUUUCCCGUGGGAAAUGUACAGCGAUACGGGCACUUUUCUCUGGAUGCCAACACGACCAGGGAGGGCGCUCUAAGAUUCAAUCAUCUUACCAUAGAUCCUUAUUCGGGAAGGCUCUAUGCGGGUGCGAUCAACAGGCUCUUUCAGCUUGAUUCGAAUCUCAAAUUGGAGGAAUAUGUCUCAACUGGCCCGAGACUGGAUAAUCCUCAAUGUCAUGCAACAGGUUGCAUGGCAAGAGACAUAACCACUUCAUUAAUGGAUAAUGUGAACAAAUUACUAAUUGCCGAUCUCGAAUCACAAACCAUAAUCGCCUGUGGUUCUCUCCUUCAAGGUGCUUGCGAGAAAUACAAAAUGUCCAACAUAUCCAUCAAACCGGAGUUUGUCCCACACAGUGUGGCCGCCAAUGAUGAAAAUUCGUCCACGUACGCAUUCAUCGGACCCGAGAAAUAUAAUCCGUGGGGGCAAACGAACAUACUCUACGUGGGAACGACAUUCACCAACAAAGGAGAUUACCGUCACGAUGUGCCCGCCAUCUCCAGUCGAAAUCUCGAUAAAUUGGACUUUGCCGAGUACACGUUCAAUAAACAGUCGAUCGUGUACAUCGACGUCAAGUAUCGAGAUCACUUUCUCGUGAAAUAUGUGUACGGAUUCAACGCAAGCGACUACGCAUAUUUCGUUCUGGUGCAGAAACAGUCGUAUUUGCCUGAGCAGGAGGAAUUGGGUUACAUUUCCAGACUCGCGCGAAGCUGCAUAAGUGAUCCGAACUACGAUAGCUACACGGAGGUGACGUUGCAAUGCACAGUCGAUCUGGGGGACGGCAAGCAGCACUAUUACAAUUUGGUGCAGGACGCAAAAGUCGCGGCGGCGGGAAGCGAUUUGGCUAUGCAGCUCGGCAUAUCCGUGGGCGAUCCGAUUUUCGUUUCCGUAUUCUCGCCCAGCCGAGGGAUAACGAACGAGCCUAUGUCUCGUUCGGCGGUUUGUGUUUACAGUCUCCAAGACAUCGAGACCAAGUUCAAUGAAAAUAUUCACAUGUGCUUCAACGGUAGCAUCAAAUAUCGCAACAUGGGUUAUGUCAGCGGUCCCAUUCAAGAUGGGAAAUGUCCCACCGCUGGUACCACAGGAAACAUACUCAACUUCUGCGAAGUUGGACUGAAGAUUUCAGGCGUAUCGCCGAUCGUAGGCCAAGCUAUUUUGCAUUUUCCCGAUACAUUCAUCACCUCGGUAACGGUCGCGAAUACCGAGAGCCACACGGUAGCGUUUUUCGGGACGAACGACGGGGUUCUUAAAAAAGUUUUGUUGUCCGGAACCGAAGCUUUCGUUUAUGAGAGCGUCACGAUUGACAAAGAACAAAAACUUUUACCUGACACACUCAUCUCACCCGAUGGCGAGUACAUCUACGUAUUAUCUACAUCGAAGAUAUCGAAAGUUAAGGUGGAGCAUUGCAGCGGCUACACCAAUUGCAGUAGCUGCCUCGAUGCGAAAGAUCCCUACUGUGGUUGGUGUUCUUUAGAAAAAAGAUGCACAGUGAGAGGAGAUUGUCAAAAGGCAAGUCACAGCAGUCCACGAUGGUUAUCUCUCGGCACGGGUCAGCAGUGCAUUGAUUUCGAGCAGGUUCUGCCCGAUCGAAUGCCCAUUAACCAGAUGACUACGGUGCAAUUAACAAUUCGAACUCUGCCCGAAUUACCAGCGGGCGCUAAUUACAAGUGCGUUUUUGGUAACGCCGAGCCUAUAGACGCGCUGAUGACCGGUUUCGGACUGUCCUGCCCUACACCUCCCGUUAUGGAAAGACCGAGCAUUCCCGAGGGCGCCGAUCACGCGCUCGUGCCACUGUCCGUGCGGUCGAGUGAGACGAACAAGGAUUUUGUAUCGCGCAACUUCGCAUUUUUCGACUGUUCGAGACACACCGUGUGCACCGAGUGCGUGAAAUCACAAUGGGCGUGCAGCUGGUGCGUUUACGACAACAAAUGUACCCACAACACUAGCUGUCAGGGCAUUAUAUCGGGAGAAAACCAAAAUCAAGCGAAUCUCGCCGCUCACGGAGCACAGUACUGUCCGAGAUUUGUGCAACGCAAGGAACCGCUGAUGCUCCCGAACAGUGUACCCAAGGAGAUAAUGCUCGAGGUGGAAAAUUUGCCUCAUCCGCAGGUGGGCCACAGCGGAUUUCAAUGCAUCGUAAGCAUCGAAGGCGCCAAACUUAAGGUGCAGGCUCGUGUGGACAGCAAUCGUUUGAUCGUGUGCGACAAAACGGUCUAUUCCUACGAGGCGGUGACCGGCGAGUACGAGGCCGAGGUGACGGUUGUUUGGAAUACGAAUCAUCACGUUGAUAAGACUACGAUAAUUUUGUACAAGUGCGAGGUGCUCGGCUCACAUCGCGAUCACGCGGACUGUUCUUUGUGCAUGACGCGAGACCGUCGGUUCGAGUGCACUUGGUGCGGAACUAGUUGUGUGUAUCGACAUUCGUGUCUUCAGUUACCGUUCACUGAGUGCCCGAAGCCCCGGAUAGAUCUGAUUAAGCCGUUAAGCGGACCGAUCGAGGGUGGCACUUUGGUUACGAUUGAGGGUAGCAAUCUCGGGCUGAAGGAAAGCGACGUGGACGGAAAAAUACUCAUCGGCAAGACUCCGUGCACCUUGGUAGAUUAUGAAGUGUCGGUGCGUAUUGUCUGCCGCACCGGUCCGCACGAGGCCACGGACUCGGCGAAAGUCAGUGUCGGGAAUGACGCCGGCUACACGGAGAGCUCGGUACAAUUCAAUUACAACGACAUACGUCUCACGGGCGUGUUUCCGUCGGUCGGCCCACAAAGCGGCGGCACGCAGCUAGCCAUAACUGGUAUGUUUUUGAACAUCGGUAGCACGAUUUCAGCAUAUCUGGACGAGCUGCCGUGCCACGUGAACGCGACUCAGGCGAGUAGCACGAGGUUGACUUGCGUGACCAGCAAGUCGGGUCGCGUUAGGCGAAUUCACAAACUAACGUUGAACAUAGACGGCGCGAAUCGCACCCUAGUGGAUAAUCCAUUUAAUUACACUCACGAUCCGACCAUCAUGGAGAUUAAGCCUCUGAGAAGCUUCGCUUCGGGCGGUCGCAUGAUCACCGUGCACGGCACAAACCUCGACACUAUUCAGAAGCCCGAGAUGGAAGUUUAUUUCGAUAACGAGCCGUUACCAGUGAACAGAACCAUUUGCACCGUCCUGAAUCCUACGCAAAUGGAGUGUCCCAGUCCGAGCGUCGCCAAGAGAUUCAGCUCGAUUCGACGGAGCGAACGUUCUGCCAGUGCUGUUCAAGGCAAUUUGUCGUCGCAGUCAUCAAGAUUGAAAGAGCCCCAACUGUCUCUCAGGAUCGCCUUCAUUAUGGACAACGUGGAGAGUGUGCGGGACUUGGAGAAACACUUUCAGAGUCUUCGCAAUCGACUGCUCUACGUCGAAGAUCCAAAGUUAUUUCCGUUCCCGCGGAAUAUCAAACUGUACAAGGGCGAUACUUUGGUGAUCGAAGGUGAGAAUCUCAAUUACGCAAGCGACGAGUCCGACGUAAAUGUUACCGUUGGUACUAUGCCCUGUAACGUAACGUCGCUCGCUCUCACGCAACUAGUUUGUACGCCACCGGAUCAGCAGCCUGCCGACACGGACGAGCUCGGCAUCAAGACUGAGAUCGGAUUACCGCUUGUGGUGGUACGAGUCGGUCGCAGUCUGCGCUUCCCGAUCGGUUACCUGCGCUAUGAGGUGAUCAAGUCCUAUCCGAUACCACCGGAGGCCAUUGCGGGCAUCGCUGCCGGCACCUUCGGUCUCAUCUUUCUAUUCGGACUAGUGUUGGUGAUUUAUCGCCGCAAGAGCACGCAAGCGGAACGGGAAUAUAAACGGAUCCAAAUACAGAUGGACACGCUCGAGAGCAACGUCCGGAUGGAAUGCAAGCAGGCGUUUGCGGAAUUGCAAACGGAUAUGACGGACUUGACGGCAGAUCUCGAGUCGUCCGGUAUACCAACCCUCGAUCAUAAGAAUUACAUUAUGAAAGUGUUCUUCCCCGGAGUAAUAGAUCAUCCCAUACUGAACGAUCCGCGCUCGCGCAGCAACAUUUCGCGGACCAACUACGACGCGGCGAUGAUACAAUUCGAACAGCUGGUCAAUAACAAGUAUUUUGUGUUGACCUUCAUAGAGACCUUGGAAGCUCAGAAAGACUUUAAUAUCAGGGACAAAGUGAACGUCGCCUCUUUGCUCAUGGUGGUGCUAAUGGGCAAGAUGGAAUACGCCACGGAUAUAUUGAUGAAUCUACUGCUGAGACUGAUCGAGAAAGCGGUAAACACAAAACAUCCACAGCUCAUGUUGAGAAGGACGGAGUCGGUGGUAGAGAAAAUGCUGACAAAUUGGAUGGCGCUCUGCAUGUACAACUAUCUGAAGGAUUACGCCGGCUCGUCAUUAUUUUUGCUGUUCAAGGCGAUUAAACAUCAGAUUGAGAAAGGACCGGUGGAUGUGAUAACGCACGACGCGAGAUACUCGCUCUCGGAAGAGAGGCUUCUGCGUGAGCAGAUUGAACACACUAUUGUCACGUUACACGUGGUGCAGGACGAUCUUGAUGAGAAGAUACAAUGCAAGGUUUUAGACUGCGACACUAUAAGUCAGGUGAAGUCGAAGAUUCUCGAUGCGCUGUACAAAAAUACUCCGUUUUCACUGAGACCGUCCGUGCACGACGUCGAUCUGGAAUGGCGGCACGGUCGUGGUGGCCACCUGACUCUUCAGGAUGAAGACCUCACGACUAAGUGCAGCGGCGAGUGGAAGAAGAUCAACACGCUGGCGCAUUACGGUGUCAAAGAAUCGGCGGUGAUGUCGCUGAUCCCACGGCAGAACGACGGUUUCUCCGUGGCGUGCAAACCUCCCUGUCACAACUGUAAACCCUCGCACUACCACCCACAGCAGCAACAGCCGAUCCAUUCGCAUCAUCAUCAUCUUCACCGACACUCAAAUCACUGUUCGUCCACGCAUCUUCCAUCCACGCCCAAUCAUGGGCUGAUCAGUCCUGUGAUGUACAAUCACCCCGUGAGCGGCUUGUACUUUGACUCGCAACACUCGCCACCCAUCAUCACGGCGAACGGCGACGUCGAGAGCGGACACGGCGGCAAUCAACGGGUGUAUCAUCUAGUGAGACCCGAGGACGGCCACUAUCCGCCCAGCUUGGGCUUUACCAGCAGCAGCAAGCAUCAUCACCAUCCCGAACGAACGCACAAAGCGAUACCGGAAAUAUUUCUCACGCGAUUACUGUCAACGAAAGGCACAGUGCAGAAGUUCGUCGACGAUUUUCUCACUACCAUAUUGACCGCCAACGAGGCGCUGCCGAGCGCAGUCAAGUGGCUGUUCGAUCUCCUUGACGAGGCUGCGAAGCAGCACGGCAUCAUCGACCCGGAAGUGCCGCAUGCGUGGAAGUCGAACAGCUUGCCGCUUCGGUUCUGGGUUAACUUCAUCAAAAAUCCGGACUUUAUGUUCGACAUCAACAAGUCCACAACAGUGGACUCGAGUCUCUCAGUGAUUGCGCAAACGUUUAUGGACUCGUGCUCAAUGACGGAACACAGACUGGGCAAGGACUCGCCGUCGAACAAGCUGCUCUUCGCCAAGGACAUACCGCACUAUCGCGAGAUGGUGAUACAAUUUUACACAGACGUGCAGAAACUGCCGCAAAUUACUGACCAGGAGAUGUCUAGUGCCAUGCAGCAACUGAGCGCGUCUCACGCCAACGAGUUCGACGUGAUCGCCGCGCUGAAAGAGCUCUAUAUCUAUGUCAGCAAGUAUUACGAACAAAUUCUAGAGGCCUUGGAGACAGAUGCGGGCUGCCGCAAACUACAUCUAGCUCAUAGACUAGAAAACGUAGCGUGCACGCUCGAGGGAGAAGAGACCAGUGCCUGCUGACAUACCCUCCUCACUUCCAUCCCAGGACCCGUCAACCUCUCCAGAAACACUGACUAGUGCCUCCACUUCAUGCAUCAGCUACACCUCGUUACAUAUGUACAAAUAUUAAACACAUUACAACACACCGUGUGAAUAACAAUGCCGUAAAGAGAAGAAUACACGCGAUUUCGUUAGGGCUAGUCAGGCGAGAUAGGUCACGGGAUUUCUAGACAGUCCUCGUGGUAGUAUUUUACCGUAUCUUAGCGUAUUGGCCAUACCGAAAUACGCUUGUAAACAUGUAUAGAUAUUGGUAGGCAACAUAUACACGUCUCUGAUCCUUGAUUCGCGUUCCUCUACGCGGGUGCGGACUUCUUUAGGAAGGUCUUGUUUAAGACCUUCCUAAAGAAGAGAAGUAUCUCAAAAUGAAUCUCACCGUCGCGAGUUCGCAAAGGUGAGAAUGAACUCAAUCACUCAAUUUAUAAGAAUCUCAAUUUAUUUUUCACGUACGCGCGGCGCGCGAAAGAGAGUUACUCUUAGUAUAAAUUAGAAAUUUAUUUUUUAAUCUAGGCAAUCAAAUUAUUUUACGUAUCCUACAGAGACACUGUUACGUGUAUACAUUAUUAGUAUUUACGUACAAAGACUCUAUUUUCCAACGUGUUGUUGCGUGUAAUAUAUAACAUCGUCUCAUAUUUUUUCUGAAUAUCAAGAGACCUUGCUGGAGGACCGGAGACGUGGAUCGGUGCAAAUAUACUUUAUUAGGGAAGAAAAUUUUAAGUGUAAAUUCUAGGAGAGCCGAUCUAAUAUCUAUACGUGCGCAUACGUAAAAAGAAUAAAAAAAUAAAAAAAUAAAAAAAAAAACAUACGGAUUACAUUAAACAUAAAGUAAAAAGAAGUAAACGUGUCUAAUAAGUGAGAGAAAGCCAUAGUGUCCACCGGACUGUCUGUACGAAGGCGACGUACGGCAGCGAGUAGUCUGUGAUCCGAGCACAUGUGGCUAUGCCUAUUAUCUCUUCAUUAUGAUAUAUAUAAUUAUUAAUAUGUAUAUAUAUACAUGAAAAAAAAAUUAUAUAUAUGAAGCAAAGAAUCAUGCGCAACACACCUCCACGGAUUGUAGUGAGCUAGUUAGAGAGGGACUAUAUGUAUUAUAAGUUAAAAAAAAGAGGGAUCUACGCAGAACUCCUUAAUUCAGAGACAGAGUAACAGAUAAUAUUAAAUUAAGACGAUUUAAAAAAAAAGUAUAACGUUAAAAAAAAAUCUAAGAGUUAAAAGUUAUAAGAGCAGCUCAGUCUACUCUAGGCCUAUUCUACGUGUAAUCUCGUACGUUAUACAAAUUCGGUGAACAAUCUUUUUGGGGUUUUUUUUUUGUUUUUAAUCAUUUUUAUAUUAUUGUGCUCUCUCUCUCGUCUGAGUUUCUCUUUGUACCGCGCGGUAGUUUACAAAGUACUGUUGCUACGCUUUUUUUUUUUUGUUUUUUAGAGGAGCUACUUUGUAGUGUAUCUGGUAAUUUUCAUUGUAAUGUAUCUAUAUAUAUAUACAUAUUCUUUUUUUUUUUUUACUUGCAUUGAACGUACAUAUAUUAUUAUUCUUAUGUAUAUGUUAUUAUUAUUUUUUAUAACGGUUAUUAGUUAUUUCUCUAUUGUCUAUACGUACGUAAAUAAGUAAAUGCUAAUUCAUUAAUUAUGGUUAUAUCGCUAUAAAUUUAGGAAAUAUUGAAACGACAACCAACAACAAAAAUUUAUGACGAAGUAAAUCUUUUUUAUAUUUACUGGUGCGAGAAUAUUAUAGACUGUUUCGAUUAUACAGUGCGUGAGGGAAAAAAGAAGAUGUUUUUGUAUUCACACUGACGUAUAUUUCUUAGACCGAGACUUACGUGCUAUAUAUAUAUAUAUAUUGUAUUUGCAAUAGAUCGUGUAAUAUCGCAGACACUCGUGGCACAACGACAUACAGUAUUCUUGGAAAAAGUCGCGCGUAACUUACUUUUAGUUAAAAAAAAAAAAGAAAAACAAACAAACAAAACACAAGACUGGAAGAAUUGUUUUUUUUUCCUAUUUUUUUUUAACCCGCAUUUACUAUUUUGUUUUUUUUUUGUUUUUUUUUUACAAAAACUUUGUGCUUUUGUAACACCAGUAAGAGAUUUAACGUCGACUGUUAUAUAUAUAUAUACAUUUUUUUUUUCCGCGCACACUGCCAAGUUUUUCCGUGCACUUUUUACAAACUGUCUGAUCCGUUCAGUCAAUAUGCAAACUCAUCGUUCGAUCGAGAUGCGACAAAGUUUGAGCGAUGAGUUGUCGGCGUUAUAAGAGGACUGUGUUCUGCGAUAAGUCGUGUGUGUGUGUGUGUGUGUCGUUUUGGUCGUUGAGCUGUGCCCAGACACACCAUGUCGGAAACACGCGUCGCCGACGCAGCAACAUCCGACAAUAUCCAACUUUGAGAAAUUUAUAAAAGUGAAUCUUGUCGGAUGCGAAAUUUUUUGAAAAAUGUGAGAAUUUCGAAUUUCCGACAGUGUCUUCUUCAGACACAGUUUCAUGUUCGCGACUAAUCUAUUGGUUGCAGAUUGAGAUUCGAUAUCAAUGAUCGAGACCGACUUUGGACACAAGACAGGCGACACCCGACACACGACUUGUUGCAGAAACAGGUCUAAUCUCACAGGGAGACUGGGGACGUGCUCACGCUCUUGUACUUAAUACGCCGUCUUAUAAUAUGUCGAUUAUCUUUCUCCAGGUCCCCAUGCUCCCAGCGGCCGUUAGUGAACCUACGUAUCUUUAUUGUGUGUGUAUAUCGUAUUUAUUUAUAUUACGAAGGAACAAAUAUUGUAGCUCGCGAAUGUGUGUGCGUCAAUCUGUGCUCGCAUUUUUACACUUUGUCAUACGUCUCUCUUUGUAUCGAGAUUUGUGUCGUCCGAAUGGUUGUUGCUUUUUUAUACGAAUAAAUUUUUGGGUGUAUGUACACACACACACACACACACACAUCUCUUUUCGAUAAGAGAUUCGUUCAUUUCAAUGAUUAACGCGAUAAAAAUGUGCCGCUAAAGAAUUUCGAAUUUCUUUCGUCCGAUCGGUUGUAAAAACCGAUCUUCCGGGAACGGCACUUCGUUGUCGCUUGAACGCGAGAAGCAGAUAUACCGCUUCGCAUUUAGUCUUCCCCAAAUGAGAUUUCGUCGGACCGAACUCUUUUUUGUUACAUGCCUGCGCAGGUAAAAUUUUGAUCGCACCUUCUACGCGGUCUAACGCACUCGCAGAGCUGCCGCAAAUAUCGAUAUCUCAAGUUAUAUAAUAACAUUUGUGUGUGUAUAUAUAUGUAUAUAUAUAUAAAGGUAUAUCUUCUUUGACAAAUUUACAUAAAACAAAUUUACGAUUCUCCGGUGUGAAAUUUAAAUAUUGCGUAAUGGAACAUUUUCAGAAUAAAACUAAGCUCUCUGUCACGAAUUUCGCGAAUCGAAAUUCCGCGCGAACGAGAUAACAAGAAAGUAAUGCUUGUAAACAUGUUAAAGAAUUGCGGGCGAGACGAGUGUUUUGGCUCGUCCGGUGUUGAAAGUAAUUUUCGAUUUCUAUUGUACGUCGUCGUUCUUACUCGCUCUCGUGUAUCUAAGAAGAUAAUGUACAUACAUACAUAUAUUACACAUGUAUGUACAUACGUAUUGAAUUAAAAAAGAAAGAGAGAAACGCACGACGGGGAUGCGCGAUCGUCGGUGACGUGCCGUAAUCGAUGCGGGCACUGAUGUGUCUUGGUUCUCGAAGUGCGUAGAAGAAAUACAACGACAAGAAAUUGCAGUACAAGUCCUACACACAGAAAAACGUCCUUCGCAAAUGUUUUCUACAAACAGGGAAAGAGAGAGAGGGAGAACACACAAGAAAACGCGUGCUCUUUUGAUUUCGUCUCACUGCCGUACUUAGCAUUUUUAAAUAAAAACGACGGAGGCUAUCGCCAACACCACAUUUUGCACACUUUAUAUGUGCGUUUCCACGGAAGGAAAACCACGAAGAAGAAAUUUGUGUGCGUGAGGUGUACACUUGACUCUUUGCAUUUAUAAUCUCGCGAUAUCGUUUAAGUCGUUAAGUGCGUUUGUUUGCACGCGCGCGCACCUACACACGUGGUGUGUUCGACAAUGUGUGUGUUUAUCGUUUAUAAAUACAUGCGGCGAGAAUGCGAGCGUUUUUUGUCUGAAAAAAAUAUUAUACAGUUCGCACAGAUUGACGUACAUGGAUAUACGCACAUGCGCACAUAAUUCGUAGGUAUAUAUACACACAAAUACACCCACACACAUACAUACACAUCUCGUCGCUGCGUGCCAGUUGGCCUCACUAACAAGCGCACAUUUUUGAGAUUCAAUUGGAAAACAUCCAAGUCGCGAGAUAUCUCGCGCGAUAUCGUGAAAUUUUAUAUAAAAAUGUCUGAACGCAAUCGAAAGUAGAAUUUGUUAGUUCUCUGCCGUGCGUUGUAAAUUAUUUGCGCAAAUGCUCCGUUGCAAUUAGACAAUUGAUUUGUAGUCUACUUUCUUUUAUUAUCUUUCUCGUGCGGUUGAAAGCACAAAUGGGAGAUGAACUAAAACUAUGGAUGGAAAUACUUCUGAUAUUUAUUGAGAGAGAAGCAAAUUGUGCAUCGGUAAUAAUAAAAAAAUAAUAAUAAUAAUAA
Pseudomyrmex gracilis is the source of this 11445-nucleotide messenger RNA. It is a transcript of the gene PlexB, whose product is annotated as plexin-B. Gene Ontology annotation, molecular function: protein binding; semaphorin receptor activity. Gene Ontology annotation, biological process: regulation of cell migration; semaphorin-plexin signaling pathway involved in axon guidance; sensory neuron axon guidance. Gene Ontology annotation, cellular component: semaphorin receptor complex. The transcript is spliced from 7 exons. The coding region runs from base 712 to 6834 and encodes 2040 amino acids. The record is from RefSeq and is a predicted model, not a curated record. Lineage: Eukaryota; Metazoa; Arthropoda; Insecta; Hymenoptera; Formicidae.